AUGAGGGCAUGGCAGGAAAACAUCUCGCUGAAGGAGCUGCAGCGCAGGGGCGUCUGCUUGCUCAAACUCCAAGCUGCCAACCAAAGAACUGGCCUGUACGGGCGGCUGCUCGUGACGUUUCAGUCCAGAAAACCCAGUUCGGAUGCUGAGCUGCCCUCUAACAGUUUUGGGCCUGGUGACAUUGUGGGUCUUUACGAGUCAGUCGGCCAGGGUGAUCCGCUCUCCACUGGCAUCAUAACACGCGUCACCUCCAAAUCAGUGACUGUUGCCUUUGAGGAAUCUCGAGAUGGCAUGCUGAGCUUGGACCGAGAGGGCUCCUACCGUCUGCUGAAACUAGCCAACGACGUCACCUACAAGAGACUGAAAAAGGCUUUAAAUGCACUAAGUCAGUAUCACGGUGGUCCAGCCUCUGAUCUGAUCGAUGUCCUCUUCUUCUCUUCCGCUCCAAGCGCAUUCAGUGAAACAAAGCCUUUAAAGCUCUACAACGACUCCCUAGAUGCAUCGCAGAAGGAUGCCAUCUCCUUCUCGCUGGCACAGAGAGAGCUCGCCAUCAUCCAUGGCCCACCUGGCACAGGGAAGACCACAACAAUAGUAGAGAUCAUCUUGCAAGCAGUACAGCAAGGCCUGAAGGUCCUGUGUUGUGCCCCUUCCAAUGUUGCAGUGGAUAACCUGGUGGAAAGGCUGGCCAGCUACAAAGCCCGCAUUCUGCGCCUGGGGCACCCAGCUCGCCUCCUGGAGCCUAUCCAACAGUACGCCUUGGAUGCGGUCUUGGCCCGCGGUGACAGCGCUCAGAUAGUGGCAGAUAUCAGGAAGGAGAUCGACCAGGCGUUCGCAAAAACCAAAAAGGCUCAAGACAAGGGAGAACGGAGCCAUUUUCUAAGCGAGAUAAAGGCACUGAGAAAGGAGCUGAAGGAACGAGAAGAAACUGCCAUGACUGCAGCCCUUACCCAUGCCAGCGUUGUCCUUGCUACAAAUACAGGUGCUUCCUCUGAUGGUCCACUGAAGCUGCUUCCCGAAAAUCACUUUGAUCUGGUGGUGAUAGAUGAGUGCGCUCAGGCCCUCGAAGCCAGCUGCUGGAUACCUCUGCUGAAAGCACCAAAGUGCAUCCUGGCUGGCGAUCACAAGCAGCUUCCCCCCACCAUCAUCUCGCACAAGGCUGCUGCCAAGGGCCUGUCACUCAGCCUGAUGGAGCGUCUCAUAGAGAGGUACGGGGAGAAGGCUACGAGGAUGCUGACGGUGCAGUACCGCAUGCACCGGGCCAUCAUGCAGUGGGCUUCCUCGGAGAUGUACGGCGGCCGGCUUACCGCCCACCCGGCGGUAGCCCAGCAUUUGCUCAAGGACCUGCCGGGCGUCACGGCUACGGAAGAGACUGCGAUUCCCUUAUUGCUGAUAGACACCGCCGGCUGCGGCCUGUUUGAGCUGGAAGAGGAAGACGAGCAGUCCAAAGGGAACCCAGGCGAGGUGCAGCUGGCCGGGUUGCACAUCCAAGCUUUGGUGGAAGCCGGCGUGAAGGCCCGAGACGUUGCCGUUGUAGCUCCCUACAACCUCCAGGUGGACAUGCUAAGAGAGCACCUUGGCCACAGGUACCCGGAGCUGGAAAUUAAAUCAGUUGAUGGUUUCCAGGGAAGAGAGAAAGAGGCGGUGGUCCUCUCGUUCGUGAGAUCCAACAGGAAGGGCGAAGUGGGCUUUCUCGCCGAAGACCGGCGGAUCAACGUAGCGGUGACCCGUGCCCGGCGCCACGUGGCUGUUAUCUGCGACUCCCGCACGGUCAGCAACCAAGCCUUUCUGAAGCGCCUCGUGGAUUACUUCGGCCAGCACGGGGAGGUGCGCACGGCCUUCGAGUACCUCGACAACCUCGUGCCGGAGAACUACUCUCACGAGGGCCGAGCGAGCCGGCCCCCCCCCCCCCCGGGCCCCAACCCGCGGCCGCCUCCGGCGAGGAAACGCAACGCAGCGGCCUCCCAACCAGCUCCUCCAAAGCCAGAAGCACGUUCCUCCCCGAGCCACCCUGGAGCAGAGAGCCCGGGGCCGAAAGAUGCCGCAGACAAACUCCAGGCCAUGCUGGGGUUCCUGCAGCGUCGCCUCUCCCCGGUGAACUGCGGCGAGGAUUCCCGCGGGAAACCAUGUUUUCAACGGGGCGCAAAGCAGACGGCUGCUCAGGAACGGGUAAGGAGGAGCUCCAGGCUCUGGGCCUACUUAUUCCCAGGCUUAUUCCCACCUUAUUCGGCUUAUUCCCACCUAAGCGAGGGCUGCUGCUCAGCCCCGUUUCGCGCCCGACGCCGCUGUCCCUUCUCUCUCCGGCAGGUUCACGGGUGCGGGGAGAAGGCCAAGGGCCACGCGCGGCAGAGGCUCAGCAGGGAAGGGGUGCUCUACGCCGGCGGCGGCGCCAAGGACAAGGCCCUGGACCCAGCCAAGAGAGCCCAUCUGCAGAGGCGCCUGGACAAAAAGCUUAACGAGCUGAGCAGCCAGCGAAAGAGCAAGAAGAAAGACAAAGAGAAAUGAAGAACUUAAGAUUUUUUUUUUCCCCCUCCCUCCCUCUUUGUCCUCUGACAACGAAAAACAAGUUUGUUUGUCGGGUUGGUUGUUUUUGACUUGAGAUCGCAGGUCAGACUAGAGAAAGCAAAGAUGCUCUUCAGGCUACAGGAGCACGCCGAGGCGGAGAGGGAAAAAGGGGAGCUCUCCUGGGGCACGGCCGAGCGCUCGGAGCCAGCGCGCCGUAAAACUGCCGCGUGAACCGGCGCUGGGCCGCUCUAAACGCCAGAGCGGCGCUGGAGGAAGGCGAGCAGCUUUAUUGAGCCGGGUUAUUUUUAUUGACAAGGUAAGAGAGGGAGGCAGGGAAGCCGGAGAAUGACAAUAAAGGCGGCUAUUAA
Struthio camelus australis is the source of this 2870-nucleotide messenger RNA. NCBI's taxonomy places the organism in Eukaryota, Metazoa, Chordata, Aves, Struthioniformes, Struthionidae. The record is from RefSeq and is a predicted model, not a curated record.